CUUCGCCACCUCCCUGCCUGCCCCUCCCCCAGCGCCCAACUCCCGCUUUCCUUUAUUUAUUUAUUUAUUUGUGUACAUAGGACGCCGGGCUGCAACCCAAGGCAACACGCAUGCGCAGUUUUCACGCGCCCUCCCCUCCUUUUUUCCUUCCCUUUUGCCCAAGGGAAAAGCGACGAGCGAAGCGCCCUUGGUUGUGCGCACGCUCUUGCGCAUGUCUGAACUCUCCACCGAGUUCCUCCCCGCCCCCCAACCACAGUUUCUAUGACGCCCGGGGGAGGACGCGCAAUAUUAAUAUUAGAGGCGGGUGGGACGACGGUGUGGAGAGAGGAGGAGCUUAUGUCGAAAGUGCGCGUGCGCAAAAGCCCACUCAGGUGUAAUUCGCGCUGCUCGCGAGGUUUGAUCCCGGCGCGAAUAGGAGGGAGAGAUCUCUUGGUUACUGUCAUUGUGCGGGUUGGCGGCGCGCGUGUUAGGAAUGCGCACGCGCCGUACGAGUAGGCGCGGGAGAAUUUGCCGCCUUACAAGAGAGGAGAGGAAAGAUGUCCUUGGCGCUAGUUCAAGGGGCGACGGGGCAGCCUGACGGCAGGUAAGGACUUAACGCAGGAGGGAGUGGCGAGGGCGGGGCUUUUGAAAUAGGCAACGCCCCCCUCGGCCUGUUGCUUUGCAAGCAACUAUUAUCACCCUCACUAUCAUCACCUUUCGUUUGCAUGCAGUGAUGUCACAGCAGUUUGACAAAUGGCACGCCUGCGUUCUGCUGCCUUGACAUGAUGGUCUUCUGUCUGAUUGAGGGCUAUGGCAAUACAGUGGUACCUCGGGUUACAUAUGCUUCAAGUUACAUACGCUUCAGGUUACAGACUCCGCUAACCCAGAAAUAGUGCUUCAGGUUAAGAACUUUGCUUCUGGAUGAGAACAGAAAUCGUGCUCAUGCGGCGCGGCGGCAGCAGGAGGCCCCAAUAGCUAAAGUGGUGCUUCAGGUUAAGAACAGUUUCAGGUUAAGAAUGGACCUCCAGAACUAAUUAAGUACUUAACCCGAGGUACCACUGUACUGCAAACCAGAAUAAAGCCAUUCUUAACUUGUGCCGUUCUUAGCCUCCUGCUUCUAUUGCCCCAUUGGUUCCCAUUCCCACUGCUUUGCUUGCUCCCACCAAAUGAGGAGGAACGGUGGGCUGCCUGCCUCUGAGGUGGCCUUCUCAGUGAUGGCACCCUAGCUAUAGAAAAUCCUCCCCAGGAAGGCUUGCCUGGCACCCUCUUCAUUUCCAGCACCAGUAGAGACCUCCUUAUUCACCCAGACCUUUUAGGCAAUUGGUGUUUGAAGCCCGAAAAAUAAAACCAGGGCUCUCUGUUGCUUACGUUGUACCUUAUUUUUCUACAUUUAGGUGCAAAAUUUAUUGCAUCUUACUCUGCCAGAAAUAAACCAGUUUUGGAACAACCGAAAAGGAAAUGUGGGGGAGAUGCAAAAAAAAAAAAAAGCAUUAAAAAUAAUUGAGAGGUUAGAAUGUCUAUUUAAGGAAAGGCUACAAAAAGGUGAAGCUAGUUCUGAUAUUCUGAUAAUUCACUUUCAGUGAUAUAGGUAAUAGGCACCUGACUGAAGAUGCAGACAAAGAGAAAGGGCAUCUUAUAACAGCAGGAGGGGAAUGUGUUGAUCCCAAGGAGAAAGAUACUGAGACCAUCACAGAAAGUCUAACUUGGUGCAAAGACUCUGAAGCAACUGUAUCUUUCCUGGCUCCUCUGUGUCGCAAAGCUGUUCCUGAAGGAUGGGAAAGGAUAAUAAAGCAAAGGCAGUCUGGCAAAACAAAAGGAAGAUAUGACAUCUAUUUUGUCAGGUACAGUAGUGCUGAUUGUAAAUCUUGACAUUGUACAUCUUAUGUCAUCCAAAUGAUAUUUUGGUGCACUGAGAGCCAUUCUGUCAUAAUUAUGUUUAUAAUAGGGAGAAGUGUAAAUAUACUUUUUAUGUUUAAGCUUGUUGAAGUGUUAACUAAAGAAAGGAAGAAAUUAUGUGGUAUUGCUGUUGUUUUCUGACAGAACUCUCACGGCUUUGACAAUAACCUGACAUUCAGAAAUUUGGCAGAUGCAAUUUUCUGUACUGUUUCAUCUACAUAUCCAGGGGUGAAUGGUCUAUCAAGAAAAAAGCGGCUGUGACCCACCAACAGCAGCAGCCCCCACAACACAGCAGCCCCCUCCAUUCCUCCUUCUUAACCACAGUUUGAGCCCCCUCUUUCUCCCCAUCUCCUGCAUUAUAAUCACUCUUUGCUUCUCAUCCGACUCAAAGUCUGCAUUGUUGUAACCUGCCCCUGCCCCCAUAGCUCUCCAGAAGCAGAGGGCAUUGGACAGCUUUUUUCCAAAGAAUAAUAGUGUUCAGCUGAGCAACAACUUCAAAUCCUCCUGAUAGCCUUCCUUAUGAUUAGAAACACAUAUGCAGUCAGGACACAGUUUUGUGUUCCCCUUUAGUACUCCAACCAAGCGUCAUGCUGAUGGAUUCUAUGCUAUAUAAAACAUCUGUGUUUAUAAUAUUUACAAAUACUAAGUUCGUGUUCAUUUAAAAUAUUUGUAUCUCAUCUUUCUGCUGCAAUUCCCAAGGCAGCUGUACUUGCACCACUGUUUAACUGUAAAUGCAUUUAUAACAGCUUACAAAUAGUUUCAGUAUUGGAGCUUCAACUCUCUGAUCUUCCAAAAUAUAUAUUUAUUUGAAAAAUGUAUAGUCUGUCUUUCCACAAUAUAAUCUACAGGGUGGCUACAGUUGACAACUUGUAUCCAACCCGUUCCAUGUGAGAGUGGAAUAAAAGUACACUCCUACAAUGGGACUUCACCAUCCUCUCUUUCUCCCUGCUGACCCCCCUGCAUGCCCUCAGAACCUACUCUGACCCUCCAGAGCUGAUUUUGGGGGUGCGGUUGCUGCAGGGGGGAGAAGAAGCAGGUGAAGUCCUGUUGUGCAACAUUGCGUUCCACUCAACAUUGCCCUUUGACUGCUUUUUACAUGAUGGUCUUUUUCCCUUUUAGUCCCCAAGGAGUGAAGGUCCGAUCCAGACGUGCACUUUUGGAGUACUUUAAAAAGAACAGAGAGACUGUUCUUAAAUCAGAGGACUUUGAUUUUUCUGUCUCUGUUCGGGACAGUAUUCAAUCAAGCACAAGGGCUCUGGGGUCAGAAGGACAGAACUGUAUCACUAGCAACCAGACUCUAGAUCUUGGACCGCAAAGCAGUGAAGAAAAGCAAAAUAAGAUUUUGGAAUUUCAAACCAGUGCUGGUGAGCCAGAUUUGCAGGAUGGGCCCACUGCAGAGGACCCCUCAAAGGAUUCCUGUUUCAAAGCCCAAGAGAGGAGUGCUGCUCAGAGGACAACCCAGAUUAAGAAAGCUAAAUGCGGUUCAGAAACGGGGAAUCUGGAUGAUGCCUAUAACACAAGACAGAGGAAACGACCCCCAAAAAGUCAAAGGGCAGAAACUGUUAAAAAUCCCAGAAGAAAAAAAGAUACAUACAUUUUUAACAGUGUCCAUAAAGUGUGCCAGAGAGGCUCAAGAAAAAGGAAAACAUGCUUAAAGGACGAGCUGCUGGUUUCUGAACCAAACGUGGAGUUGCACGUUGGACCGGUAGCCGCUGUCUUGGAACACAAGUCAAGCACAGAAGUUUUAAAAUGUGAUGAGGAUCCCACCAGCGUAGUUUCUGUAGCAGCUGAUGAAAACUUUUCAGAAUUGGAAAACCAGAGAAACAGGGUGCCUUCAGGGAGCCAGGAGUUAAACAUUGCUUCCGAUAUGGAGGUUACUGACUCACAGACCAGUGAUGAGAGCUAUUUUACAUCAGUAAAAGGUAUAUUCUUCAGAGCAGAGCUCUUUUCUAAAUUUCCUGUGGAAAUAAUCACAGGCCAGUGGUACAAAUGAGCUUUUUUUGCCUCAUGCUCUGUGUUUUUGGUGUGGCUAGUAUUGUCUACCUGAGUGUGUUCACAUAAUUUUGCUGAAUGUGACCGUCUAAGCACCUCUGUCUGGUCCUUGGGACUAUCUCCAGUCUGCCAUCCCUUCUCAGUGUCCCUGCAUCCUCGAGUGCUUUUGCCUGGCUAGAAUGUUUCUCUUUUUCCUUGAACCAUAAUAAAUGCCUCUUGCUUGCCCGGAUAAGUCAGCUUAAAAUCAUGGCUCUGAAGUCAUUAACCAUAGCUCCCUGGGAAAUCAUAGUUAAUGGAAGAGUUCUUGAUUUGUUCCCACUUGCACAAAAGGUGGUAUUCUACUAACUCGUCCUAUCAGUGCUAGGAUUACUGCUAGAGUGACAGAAAUCCCCCCUCCAGUGCAUGGCUCAUGUCACAUUGCAAUUGCAGGUAUUCUUGAGCUGAUGGAACCCUGGCUUAACACUACAUUGGAUAAAGCCCAAAGAAAGGACACCACCAGAAGACUUAUUCACAUCUUUGCUUAUUAAGCUGAGAAACGAUCUUCCAAACAUAGCCAGUGUAGUUGCUGGGAUAGACUACAGUGGGCUCCCAAUCCACCACUCUUUAAUGAUAGAAGAUCCUCUGUAAGAGAAUGGCACAUACAAAGAUAGUGCAGUACUUAGUUUUAUACAAAUUCGCAAUGAAUUAUAUAUAUAUCUGCAUUUUUUUUUACUUUGCUUUUCAACAUUUUAGAGGACAAUUUUCGAAGACCUCAAGUGGAGAGAAGGAAAACCAGUCCAUAUUUUUCUAGUAAAUUCAUUCAAGGAGGUAAAAAAUGCUUUCUAUGAAAAUGCCUUGUGGGGAGUUACAAGAUUUAGCAAUAUAAUUUGCACACCAAUCCUAGCCAUAUUUAGUCAGAAGUAAAUCUAAUGUAUUUCUCACUUGGAUAGCUAAGAGUACACACAUUUACUUUGAAAUAAGCCCACUUAACUUAUUGGUACUUGCUUCCAAAUAAAAGUGCUUUAGAUUGUGAUAGAAUUUAUGUGAGGUAAGAAGAGAUUACACAGCAACUAUCCAUAAUUUUUACUCCUUUCCAUGUAGUGGGUCAGAUUAAUGGGUCAGAUUAUUACCAGCUUUUGGUUGAUAUGAGCACUUCAUAAAUGUUUGGUAUUGGGAGAGUAAAUUAAAUCUGAAUAGUAAGGUAUCCAAUCAAAAAAGCUAACUGUGAGCCUAGAAAACUAUGGUUUCUCACUAUGUAAAUAAGCCACUGUGAGACACUGCCUUGUGCGUUCUCUCUUUUUGUGCACUAGAGGCUAUCAGAAGCUUCUUCCAAUGUUAAACAAACCCUAGUUCCUCAUUACAACGAGACUUGGGAGAAUUGUAGUUGUUUAAAACUCUUGCUUCAGGACAAACUACAAUCAAACUAUGGUGACUGAUAUUGUAGAAGCAACUUUAAUAAGUGGGAUUUAAACAAACCACAAUACCCAGUAAGGAUUGCAAUCUUAGUUGGGCAAAUGAAGACGAAGGCUUACAACAUGGACAGGCAUCUCUUAGAUCUUGUUCACUGCAGCUGAUCCCACUGGGCUCUUGAAAGAGCUGUUUCUGUACCAGGCUCCUUAGAGCCAGAAGAGGCAGUCAAAACGAUCCUCUUUCUGCUUCUGUCUAGAGACACAGAUUGAUUUAAGGAAAACAAUGUAUUUAAAUAAAAGAUAGGCAAUUGAAUUUCACAUUUUGAUUCUCUCUCUGUAUAGCUCCAAGCCCACCUAGAAGGAAGGCCUUUCGGAAAUGGACUCCACCUCGUUCUCCUUUUAAUUUGGUCCAAGAAACACUCUUUCAUGAUCCAUGGAAACUUCUCAUUGCAACUAUAUUUCUGAAUAAGACCUCAGGUACAAGACUUAUGUUCUCCCCCGCCCAGCCCCUCACUUGCAAACACACCAGUGUUGAGCGGCUUUCCAGUUAUACAGUCCCACACUGCUGCUAGGGAGCAUUCAUGAAUCUCUUAUGUGGGCAGAACUGAUUACUUAAGUUUUUCCCAUGGGGGCUGGCUAGAUGGUAAAUGGCUCUGCUUGAUUCACACAUAUUCCCCAGGAAGAGAGAAAAGGGCCAAUGUUGACCUUGACCUAUGUGAAGUGGAAAAAGGGCUACUAAAAUGAUGACACCGUUUUUUGCAAGAGGGAUUCCAACACAUACUGGAACUUUGGGUUUCUGCAGUUCUGUCAUCCUAAUGCAACAAAUACAUAAAAAACCACUGUUUUGCGGUUAGGAAAACGAUGGGAAAUGCACUGAAAAGCAUGGGAUGAAAUAAUGACUAAUGGGAAGACAUGAUGGAAAUCAGUAUAAAUGUUUGUUGUGUAGCUGCCCUUUAACCAAAUCAGAAUGAAUGCUCAGUAAAUACUGCACAUAGUUUAUCUUCAUCUUAAGCUUUGCGUAAGCAAAUCAGGAUGAAUGCUCAAUAAGCAGGUUGACUAGAAUAGACCUAAAUUUUGCCAUUUGCUGAAUGUGUUAUACAAGUUUGGGAUCAUGCAUACCUUUAAAAAUUGAGAUGACGCAUCUUCUGUGUCUGUACUGAAACACAAAAUAUAUUUCUGUGCCGCGGGAGUUCUUCACACAACUCUUAAUUUUCUCCUGUAGAAGUCAUUUGAUUGUAAUGUGUAGUAAACACAUGCGUCUGUUUUGCUAUACAUACAUGUGGCCAGAAGACACGUUGGCAGCAGGAUUCAUGCCAAGUGUGGACAAUUACAUGAAGAUGCUUCUUAGUCUUGUUACUUUUAGUAGCUGUUACAUGAGAUUAGACGUUAUCUGUAUUAGCAAUUCAGCAUAUGUGCCUAUGCCAGCCUUGCAAAGAAAUUCAGUAGAAACCCUACUAUUCACUGUCUUAUAUCUGACUAGGUAAGAUGGCCAUCCCUGUGCUGUGGGAAUUUUUCAAGAAAUAUCCUUCACCUGAAAUCGCAAGAGCUGCAAACUGGAAGGAAAUGUCAGAGUUGCUUAAACCUCUUGGCCUUUAUGAACUCAGAGCAAAGACCAUCAUCAAAUUUUCAGGUAGCAACUCGUGGCAUGUAAUGUAUGUUAUAGCUUGUUUGAGAAAGAGUACAUUAUCUCAUAAAAUCCUAAUUACGGCCCUGCAGAGUAGAUCAGUGUUGUUAUCCUCAUAUUACAGAUGGGAAGCCAUGGCUGAGAGAUGGUGGUAUAUUAAAGGCCACUUAGUGAAUUCAUGACUGAGACAAGAUCUGGAGAUUUUCCAGCUGCCACUGAGCUAGAACACUAAAGGCUAUGAUCCAGUGGAAUGAGAACACACAUGCUCUGCACAUGAAACUGCAUUUCUAUUUUAUUCUUUUACUGGUAGUUUCUUUGUCCAAAGUUGUCUCUAUAUAAGCUUGGAUGUUCUUCAGAUCCAUAGAACUAACGCAAAAUAUAUUUGAGAGAUUUGGCAUUAGGAUUUAUUUAUUUUUAACAGUGCAAUCCUAUUCAGGUUUAUAUUCUGCUGUGUUGUAUGAGGCUUCCUCCUCAGUAAGUGGGCACAGACUUGUCACCUUGAAGCAACAUUUGGGAGUGGGAGGGGAAAGAUUGGAGAACAGUGGUGACAUUUCCCCUUUGAAAACCGUCCAUAUUGAAUUGCUGAACUAUCCAAGCACAGAACAUUUAAAAAAAAAAAAAAAAAGUUUUGAGAGGUUACCAAAUGAGGAAGUGGGGAAGUUGAGAAAAAAAUUAAGUCCACAUACAGCAUUUAUACAUUUCCUUUCUGCUGUAAAAAGACUGCUGAUCUUAUUGACAUCUGUGACUAUAGAGCUGCAUCUGUGACACGACAUUUUAAUGUCUUCUAUGCUGUGUCUUGCAGUUUAGAAUACUGAAACUCUAAACUUUAUCUUUUAUUUAUAGAUGUCGUUCUAGUCACUUCUGUCAGCAUCAAUGUAGCAUGCUAGUAAUAACUUGCUGCGAUUCCUUGUAGUAUCAGCCUACCAGGUGUUGUGUACCCAACACAGUGUGUCGAUUUCCAGCAGCCCUUAAUAAACUACAGUGCCCGGAAUUCUUUGAAAUAAAGAAUGUGUUUCAAAGGUGCUUUAAAGGUGUAGUGCGUACACAGCCUAAGUCACACACAGGGUAGACCCAUUGGAAUCAAGUACAUUGAUUUCACUGGGACUGUUACCAAGAGUGACAAAUGUUAGAUGUCACCCAUUUUUGUUUUUUAAAUAAGUUCUGUGUAGCUUACCUCUUAUUCAAAGAUGCAUGUUUUCAGAAAUUUUAAAGGUGAAUUUAAUGAAUCCAGUCUUGGAUAUUUUAUUGUACGUUUUUGUUUGUUUAAUCCCUAGAUGAAUACUUGGUCAAACAGUGGAGGUAUCCUAUUGAGUUGCAUGGGAUUGGAAAAUAUGGAAACGACUCUUACAGGAUCUUUUGCAUCAAUGAGUGGAAAGAGGUAACUGAUGCUGCCAUCUUCUUAAAUCAAUGAAAGAUUAAGUGUUCUGCUUUUGAUUUUUGUAAUGCCUGUUGGAUGAAUAACAUCUGAUACCCUUUUAAAUGUGUUGUGGGAGUGGAUGGAUGGGGUUAUUGGUUGUUUGUUGUUGUUCUUUUUAUUAUGUAUUUUGUGGUUUUUAUCUCAUAUUUUUAUGUUGUGAACUGCCUUGGGAUCUAUGGAUGAAGGGCAGUAUACAAAUUUAAUAAAUAAAUAAAAAUAUAUAAUGGAAUGGCCAAGGCCCUAAAAUAAGAAGCCCUUAAUUGUGUGGUACAAGACCUACGAUGAGGGCAGGCCCUUUCUCCUUUAUUUGUUUUUAAUUAAAUGAUUUUUCAUCCACCAAACAAAGCCUCCUGGAGCAGCUUAACAGAGAUCAAUAAGAAGACACUACUCUCAAGCCUGCAGCCUAAGAGACAGGACAUAAAAGGAAAAGCAAUUGGGAGGGAGGAGGGGAAAAGCAAACCCAGGCACUAGCUCUAGGUUACCGUGUUCUAUAGCAAAAAGCAGUCACAAAAAAGAGAGAAGAGCCAAAAGUUGCUGAUCUGUCAGCCAACGAUCGUCCUCUGGUGUAACGGCUGCUGCCAGGCGGCAGUUGUUGGAAGGAGGAGCCUGACAGAGCUUGCCUCUCCGCAAAGCUGAGGUGGCUCUGCUUCCCUUCAGUCCCUCGCAUGUAAAUGAGCAUGAACCAGAACUGCACAAAGCAACUGGGUACAGCUCUGUGAUCUGCUAUGAAGCAAUAGUCUCAGAACCAGCAUUGGGAUGGGGUGGGUGUGCAGAGUCCCAUGUUUCCUUCCUGCAAUGUAGCACUGCCAUUUGGUUGCGCCCAUGCCUUGCAGAAGAUGCAGCAAUAAGCUCUGCAGAAGAAUUUGUAGGCAUCAGAAUAGAGGAGAAAGCUGGACUAUCUUCAACCCUUCACCGCGAAGAUUCCGAGUUGCCUUUUAUUGUAGUAGCAAACACAAUUGCAGCGUGAGCAUACAGUGGUACCUCUGGAUGCGAAUGGCAUCCAUUCCGGAGCCCCGUUCGCAUCCAGAAGCGAAUGCAACACGUGUCUGUGCGGGUUGCGAUUUGCCGCUUCUGCGCAUGCGCGUGAUGUCAUUUUGACCGCAUGCAUGAGCGGCGAAACCCGGAAGUAACGCGCUCCAUUACUUCUGGGUCGCCGCAGCGCACAACCCAAAAAUACUUAUCCCGAAGCUACUUCAACUCGAGGUAUGACUGUAUUCCUGUUGACCCAAAAGUAAGCCCAAAGCUGUUCAGUGGGACUUAUUUCCAAGUAAAUGUACUUGAAAUUAUGGUAAUAAGCCAAAGAAUGGUUUCCAUUUGUGUGCUUGAGACUCUGAGCUUAAUACAAUUUUUGUAUUUCUUAAUUAAAAUGGUUAACAUGCUGAUUCUUUUUCAGGUACAGCCACAAGACCAUAAACUGAAUGUAUAUCAUGCCUGGCUGCGGGAAAAUCAUGAUAAAUUGAAUAUUAAUUAAUGUAUAGCUCUGUGUAGGUACACUAUCUACUGGGCGGUUUUUUAAUAUCAAACUCUUUCAAUCAUCCCUCUUGGUUACUAUAAAUGUAAACAUUUUAAUAUAUAUAUAUUGUAUAUUAGACACUGUGUAUUAAAUUUCAGCAUUGGUUUAUGUACAUAAUCCUGUUCACACCUUUUGUAAUUAAAGUUGACUAAGACUUGUGUUAAUAUUAAGUGACACUUUCUAAAUUGUUCAGUCCUUCAACACUGCAAAUACUGUACCAAACAACCAUGAAGCUUACUUAAUAUUACUAGAAUGCAACAUAAUUGCAGAAUAAUCCUCCAAUUUAUUCUAUGGUAGAUGCAGUUCUGUAUUGUAUUUACUGAAGUCCCUAUAGCAUAUAAUAUUAGAUUGUUACAAAUUCAAGAUAUAGGAACUUCUCUAAACAUCACCAACUAAGUCAUAAUUGGAGUAGACCCACUGAAAUAAAUGGAGCUAAGUUUAAGUGUAAAUGGAUUUUCACUAGCUGGGGUAAGCCAUGGUUUUAUGUCUACCCAUUUAACCAUAAGAAAUAAAUUCAACUGAUUCU
Messenger RNA from Podarcis lilfordi (Lilford's wall lizard), 10335 nucleotides. The record is from the annotation of a GenBank genome assembly. Lineage: Eukaryota; Metazoa; Chordata; Lepidosauria; Squamata; Lacertidae.